This is a messenger RNA of Elgaria multicarinata webbii, 3670 nucleotides long. It is a transcript of the gene MAP3K8, whose product is annotated as mitogen-activated protein kinase kinase kinase 8. Gene Ontology annotation, biological process: protein phosphorylation. Gene Ontology annotation, molecular function: ATP binding; protein kinase activity. Bases 177 to 1577 code for a protein of 466 amino acids. The transcript has 7 exons. The record is from RefSeq and is a predicted model, not a curated record. NCBI's taxonomy places the organism in Eukaryota, Metazoa, Chordata, Lepidosauria, Squamata, Anguidae.
UCUCCUUUUCUUCAUGGUACAGAUCUGGGUGUUUGAGAUGAGCAUGCAAAAUACUUCCUCUGUUGAAAUCUCUUAGUUUUCCUCUUUAAGCAACUGUGAAAUAUUAUUCUACUUUUUUGGUUUCGUUUUUUGGCUUGCCAAUUAUAGGUAGAGGAAGAGGAAGAGGACAGACCGUAAUGGAGUAUAUGAGCACCGAUAGCGACAAUAAAGAGGAGAUUGACUUACUGCUAACAGACUUAAAUGUGUCUGAAGUGAUCGACAUCAUGGAGAACCUUUACCCAAACGGGGAGCUGGCCAGUUACGAAGACAGCCUCCUUGCGCUCUGCCCGGAGAAGAACAAAAACGAGGAACGCACCGAAUCCUUGCUGUUCAGCAGGAGAGAGGUGUCUUUGUUGUCAUCCGUCAAGUACGGGACUGUGGAAGACUUGCUCGCCUUCGCAAACCAGGUGUCGAACACAGCGAAGCAGUUUUGCCGGCCCAGAAGACAAGAGGCUGGAAUCAUAUUAAAUAUGAUCAGGCCCAAGAAUGGGCGCUAUCAAAUUGACUCAGAUGUGCUCCUGUUUCCAUGGAAGCUAACCUACCGAAAUAUUGGGACUGACUUCAUUCCACGAGGAGCUUUUGGAAAAGUCUACUUAGCCCAGGAUACGGAAACCAAAAAGCGAAUGGCGUGCAAACUGGUCCCGGUGGAGCAGUUUAAGCCAUCAGACGUUGAAAUCCAGGCCUGCUUUCGCCACGAAAAUAUUGCGGAGCUGUACGGAGCCAUCUUGUGGGACGAGACGAUCCACCUCUUCAUGGAGGCAGGAGAAGGAGGCUCGGUCCUGGAGAAGGUGGAAAGCUGUGGGCCUAUGAGAGAGUUUGAGAUCAUUUGGGUGACGAAGCACAUUCUCAAAGGCCUCGAGUUUCUUCAUUCAAAGGGAGUUAUACAUCAGGAUAUAAAACCAAGCAACAUUGUUUUCAUGUCAACCAAAGCAGUCCUGGUGGAUUUCGGCCUAAGCGUUCAAACCAUGGAAGAUAUUUACUAUCCCAAAGACCUUCGAGGAACAGAGAUUUACAUGAGCCCGGAAGUGAUCCUCUGUCGGGGCCACACUACAAAAGCUGACAUCUAUAGCCUGGGAACGACCAUCAUCCACAUGCAGACGGGCAUCCCGCCAUGGGUGAAUCGCUACCCACGCGCAGCGUACCCCUCCUACCUCUAUAUAAUCCAUAAGCAAGCCCCGCCCUUGGAGGACAUCUCCGAGGACUGCAGCACCGGCAUGAGGAAGUUCCUGGAAGCCGCUCUGGAAAGGAACCUGAACCAGAGGCCCUCUGCUACGGAGCUGCUGAAGCAUGAGGCCCUGCACCCGCCGAGGGAGGAGCAGCCGCGGUGCCAGAGCCUGGACUCGGCUCUCUUCGAAAGGAAACGGCUGCUGGGCCACAAGGAGCUGGAGCUGCCCGAGAAUAUUGCUGAUUCUUCGAGUCUUGGGAUUACCGAAGAAUCGGAACUGCUGAAGAGACAGCGGUCACUGUACAUAGACCUUGGAGCAUUAGCUGGCUACUUUAAUAUUGUCCGAGGAGCAACAACACUUGAUUAUGAAUAAACCUGGGAAUCUCUAGUGCUGGACAGAAGGAGAUCAUUUUUCAUGUGCGUGUGUGGAAGAAGGAUGCAAAGUUGUUGUUUUUAAUCACUUGAAGGAUUUUUGUGAAGCUAAACCUCUUGGAAGUCUGACAUUAUAUCACUAUUUUUUUGUUCUGAACACCAAGCAAACAAAAAAAUCCAGAAGGUUACUAGUUUGGGGCAAAAUACUGCUGAUUGGCAUCUGACAUGUGUCUAGAAUGUAUAUCUCAUUUGAAUAAUGCUUAGUGGGUUGUAUCCAAUGUUAGUACUACCUAGAGUAGACCUGGUUAACCCAUAACAACAACCCAGAAUAUGGGUUGAGUAAUGGUUGUUGUUGAAUCAUGGGAUAUUGUUAUGUGCAAACCUACACUGUGGUUUAAUUAUGGGUUGUUAACCAAUAACACAGGAAGAGAACCCAUGGUUUGUUGUUGGGUUGUGAAUUCUGGGUUGGUUGUGGUUAACAGCCCAUAGCUAAACCAUAGAGCAAGGUUCACACCUAAUGGCAACCCAUGAUUCAACGAAAACCAUUACUCAACCCAUACUCUGGGUUGUCAUUAUGUGCAAAUCAGGUCAUUGAAAUGAAUGGGUCUUGUUAGACUAACAUUUGAUAUCAUAGUGUGUGUAAAUGUGUAUUAAAAAAAGGAAAAGAGAGACCUGACCAGUGGGUCAUAAUUUGUAAGCUAAAGAUGUAUUGGGACCUCCCAGGUCCCAGUUAGGAAUCCUUGAACUUUUUGUAUUAAUCAUUGUUAAAUGCGUUGUAGAUCUGUUCUAUGGCUGUUUCUAAACAGAAACUGCUGCCACCUUAGCUUUUAGUAUGUCUCUCCACUCAGAAAAACUUUGGAUUAUAGCAUUAAGUUGGCUUCCCAAAGAAGGGCUGUGCCUUGUUCACUGCAGUGUGAAGCCUCCUCUGCUUAUCCUGCAAAUUUUUGCUUGGACCAAGAGCCAGCUCAGUGACCCACAAAUGGGCACAGCAAGAGUAUCUCAGCCACCCACUUGCAUUGUUGCUUGCUUGCUCUGGAUGCCAAGGAAGGCAACUCCCAAUUUUUUCCCCCGGGACCUCCCUUGGGUUCCUUACCCUACUUCUCGGGCUUUCUUGAUGCUGCUUCUUUGAUCUCUCAUCUUUAAGGCUCGGUCCUUCGGGCUUGGACAGAUUGCCAGAGCUCACGGGGGGAUUCUGAAGGUUGAUUUUUUGACCCGAGUUGGAACACCAUGAGACACUUUUGUGAACCCCAGAAUGUAGGCCUUCUGGGUCGCAUCAAAGUCCUUCUCAAUCUCUUUCAUCAGCUGAUCAAGUCUGCUGGCUUUCGAACAGAGUCUUAGGAUUAAUGCACAGUGCAUAAAGCCCAUCCUAGCUGUAGGCUUUUAAAGGUUUUGUAUGUGUUAGGCUGCUACUCAGAAAGCUCUGGACCUGUCAUGCUUGCAUGCUGACAGAGCCAUCUUGGGUGCAGUUUGCCAGAAUGCUCUCUUGCGCAAAGCUCAUUGGUGUGGAUGGCACCUGUGCAACAGCAUGGAAUAAAUUCUGGCAUAUUAACUCAAGUGGUUUUGUUGAUCACAAAGAAAUAGUAACUAUAAGCACAAGCCGUUUGUAGUAUAACGUUGGUAUUAGAAUAUUGCACGACAUUUGGAGAUUGAUACCAGUUCUGAUGGGGGGUUAAUUUAUGGCUGUGGGACUGCAUGUUUGGGAAAGAUAAACAUGUGUUUGAAUGUCAUGAAUUAUAGAUUAUUUUAUGUUCCUAUGGAAAAAGACGUCCUUUGCUCUUGAAGAUGUUGAAUGCGUUUAAAACACGAUGUUUUGGAUGGCACUAAAAUUGUUUCAAGAACAUAGUUUGGUACAUCCCAUCGGAUGAAUAUGUAAACUUUUAUAAAAACAAUUCAGUACUGUAUUAAUCAUUUAUGUGUGUUUUUAAGGUAGCAUACUAUGUAUGUUGUAAAUAGAAUUCUUCUUAAAUUGACACCUGUUUUAAAGUUUAUAUUUAAGGCUCUUUGUAUAAACAAUAUAUUUGUAUUUUCCCCAGUCCUGAUUCCAAUAGGAUGGCAUCAACUAUUUGAAGGAAUAAAUUCAUGUGUUUCUUGCGA